AUGGUGCACAAGCAGUACGCCUUUGAUCCAAAGCUGCAUACUCAGGGCAAUUAUAAAGACAGCAAACAAUGUCACUGGCGUCAACAUUUCCGCUCGGCACUGGCAGACGUUGUGGAUCCUUGUGAUCCCCGGCCCCGUUUAGAAGACCUUGGUCCGAUUGGAGAAGGAAGCACCGGGGUGGUCAGCUUAAUGCGAGACUUGCCAAAGAAUAUUUACGUGGCUGUAAAAAAGAUGAAUAUUUUCGAACAGCAACGCAGGGAGCUUCUCUUUAACGAAGUGAUGAUUAUGCGACAUUAUCGGCAUCCAAAUAUUGUCGAAAUGUACUCCAGCCAUCUCAUCGCAAACGAGCUCUGGGUGAUAAUGGAAUACUUAGAAGGUGGUGCUCUUACAAACAUUGUCUCCAGAACGCUGGAAGAUCCAUCAACGUUUGCUCAUCUUGGAAUGAGACGCCCGUGA
Molecule: messenger RNA, 456 nt
Organism: Dicrocoelium dendriticum
Lineage: Eukaryota; Metazoa; Platyhelminthes; Trematoda; Plagiorchiida; Dicrocoeliidae
Source: the annotation of a GenBank genome assembly